This is a messenger RNA of Malurus melanocephalus (red-backed fairy wren), 1729 nucleotides long. RefSeq names its product transcription factor CP2 like 1 (gene TFCP2L1). Gene Ontology annotation, biological process: regulation of transcription by RNA polymerase II. Lineage: Eukaryota; Metazoa; Chordata; Aves; Passeriformes; Maluridae. The coding region runs from base 102 to 1529 and encodes 475 amino acids. The transcript is spliced from 15 exons. The record is from RefSeq and is a predicted model, not a curated record. Gene Ontology annotation, cellular component: nucleus. Gene Ontology annotation, molecular function: DNA-binding transcription activator activity, RNA polymerase II-specific; RNA polymerase II cis-regulatory region sequence-specific DNA binding.
AGGCCGCGGCUCCAGCUGUCGGCAGCCGUGCCGGGCACCCCGGGGGUGGGCAGCGCGGCCGCCCCUCCGCAGCGCAGGGACCGCCGUCGGCCGCCCCCAAGAUGCUGUUUUGGCACACGCAGCCGGAGCAUUACAACCAGCACUCGACCGGCAGCUACCUGCGAGAUGUCCUUGCGCUGCCGAUCUUCAAGCAGGAAGAGCCACAGCUGUCUCCUGAGAAUGAUGCCAAACUGCCACCCUUCCAGUAUGUCCUCUGCACGGCCACCUCACCCGCCGUGAAACUGCACGAAGAAACCCUGACCUACCUCAACCAAGGUCAGUCUUAUGAAAUCCGUCUACUUGAGAAUAGGAAAUUGGGAGAGUUUCAAGAUUUAAACACAAAAUAUGUGAAGAGCAUAAUUCGUGUAGUUUUCCACGACCGCCGCCUGCAGUACACAGAGCAUCAGCAGCUUGAGGGCUGGAGGUGGAGUCGGCCUGGGGACCGUAUCCUUGAUAUAGAUAUCCCGCUGUCAGUUGGUAUCUUGGAUCCCAGGGCUAGCCCAACCCAGUUGAACACUGUUGAAUUUCUCUGGGAUCCRUCAAAGAGAGCUUCAGCAUUCAUUCAGGUGCAUUGCAUCAGCACAGAAUUUACUCCACGGAAACAUGGAGGAGAGAAAGGGGUGCCCUUCCGGGUGCAAAUCGACACCUUUAAGCAGAAUGAAAAUGGUGAAUACACAGAACACUUGCACUCUGCAAGCUGCCAGAUCAAAGUGUUCAAGCCUAAAGGAGCAGACAGAAAACAGAAGACUGACAGGGAAAAAAUGGAAAAGAAGACCACCCAAGAGAAGGAGAAGUAUCAGCCUUCCUAUGAGACAACUAUUCUCACAGAGUGCUCUCCCUGGCCAGAUGUGCCUUAUCAAAUGAACAAUGCUCCAUCUCCAAGCUACAACAGUUCUCCCAACAGCUUCAACCUCGGAGAUGGCAACAGUUCUCCAACCCACCAAAUGGAACUCCUGCCUCCCAGCAAUGAUCAUCUCCUUCCUUCUGCUUCUAUUCAAGAUGCCCAGCAGUGGCUUCAUCGUAAUAGGUUCUCUCCAUUCUGUAGACUCUUCUCAAGUUUUUCGGGUGCCGACUUACUGAAGAUGUCCAAAGAAGAUUUUGUUCAAAUCUGUGGGCCUGCUGAUGGAAUUCGGCUCUUUAAUGCAAUUAAAGGAAGAAAUGUAAGGCCCAAGAUGACAAUUUAUGUCUGUCAAGAACCAGAGCAAAACAGGUCCCAUCUCCACCAAAAACGAGAAAACGGAGAUGGCAGUCUUUGUGUGUAUCAUGCAAUCUUCUUGGAAGAAUUGACCACGCUGGAAUUAAUGGAGAAGAUUGCAAACUUGUACAGCAUUUCUCCACAGCAGAUAAAUCGGAUCUACCGGCAGGGACCCACAGGGAUCCAUGUAUUAGUGAGCAAUGAGAUGGUGCAAAACUUCCAAGAYGAAUCAUGUUUUGUUAUCAGCACAUUAAAAGCUGAAAGUAAUGAUGGCUACCACAUCAUUUUAAAAUGACCAUGCUGCACAGAGAGACUUUAACAGCCUAAAAUUUAGUGCCUCACUGAGAUUGCUACAACCUAGACUGGAAACAUGAAGAACCUUCUGGAUAAAUGCUCCUGUGAACUAAGAAUUACCAAACAGCUUAAGAAAAAAACUUGCUUUUACAGAUAGAAAUUGUUGGUGGUGUGUGAUUUUGGUGGGUUUGGUUUUUGGUU